Messenger RNA from Vitrella brassicaformis, 1971 nucleotides. NCBI's taxonomy places the organism in Eukaryota, Vitrellaceae. The record is from the annotation of a GenBank genome assembly.
CGAUUUUCUCUCUUACCAGCGAUUUCUUUACUCCGACGGCAGCGCCAUGAGCAUCAACAAGGGCCACAACUUUGACGUCAAGCUGUUUGGCUUCUCAUGUGGCGGCAUCUCUGCCUCACGAAUCAGAGAUGCAGAGCCCUUCCACCUCACAGUGAACUUCGAUGGCAGCUGCGGCUUUCAGGUGCGCCUGCCUCAGGAGUGUGAUGGCACCGCACUCAUCUCGACUUCUGUGUGUGUCCUGCAGACUGAGGCAGUGACUGGGGUGGAGCCUCACUGGACGUGCAGCCGUCGAUUUGCCUAUCAGACCAGCAGCAUCGACACACUCACAACGUACAGCAGUACAGAAAGGGAAAGGAACGAGUCGCUCAUUGAAGUUGCGUUCGUUUGUUUGUUUCUCAGCAAGUACCUCAGUAUUUCGUGCGCCGAUGGGGCUGCUGUGGUUGGUGAGGCGUCUGUCGACCUGCGGACACUUGCCACAGGCCCAACGCGGUACUCACUCACUCUCAAGGACGGACAGAAGGCAAUGGUACGUGUGACAGAUCGGUGGCAGCGAGGAUGGAUGCAUGUUGGCAGCUGUGUUCGGUGCUGUAUGUCCAGGGCACUGUACGGUUCACGUGUGUUAUGGAGAUGAAGACCAGUGUGGCCAUAACUGUCAAGAACCUGUUUCUCAGCUGCAGCAAGGUCACACAGCAUCCGUGUUUGCAGACAACUAACUGCACGGUGAGUAUGUUAUGUUGGUCAGGCGAUGGGCGCGUCGAUUCGUGUCGUCCCUUCGAUGGCCAGCAGUCUCGAUUUCUCUUUUCCGUACUCAGCGGUGCGUCGGCUGGCCAUGCAUAGCAUACACCUCUCUAAAUGUGACGUACACACAUGUACUUAUACGUGUGUUGCGUGCAGGAGGGCCAUUGGCGUGGCGACAGGACCGUCAUUGUCGAUACUGCACUGGUGAGUGAGCUGACCAAAUCGAAGCGGAGAGAAAAGGCGGUCGUUUCCGUUUCCGUGACGUGUCCGUUUGCUCAGUGGGGUUUGUUGCGGGCUGACAUGGAGGAGCACCUGCUGUUUUAUGCGCUCGACCGAGACGGUUUCGUCGUCGCAACUGGUGGGGAGCAACACAUUAAGACAUUAGUGGCUGCAAUCGAUAGGUGCACAUCAGAUCCUUGUUGUGUGUAUGUGCAGCAAAGGUAGCCUUCUGCGAGCACUUCUCGAUGGAUGGCACUGCCGCAUUCAGAGGUGCGCAUGAGUAGACAUGCUUGAUGCACACCACGGCUCGGGCGGCAUCUUUUUCUGUUGUGUCGGUUGAUUGCCUGUCCGUCAGUUCCGCUUGCCCCCACGAGUGCCGUCAGCGGCCAUCUGUCUGGCGAGCUCGAGUACCAGAACUGCCCACCCCUUGCCCAGCUGGCGGGCGGCAUCUACUGCGACCGUCCCGCCCCAAUUGUGCAUGGUGGGUAUCGGCUGGUGGCGAAUCUGCCCUACCCGCCAGGCCUUCAGGAGGUGAGCUGUGCUCUGACUGACUGACUAGGUUUGCCUGUGGUGAUGACGCUCUGGUGUGUCUUUCUUCAGGCUCCUCCCGUGCUUUCCUCACCUGCUCACUUCCUGCCACUACACGACACCCCAGAUGCCAUGCUGCAGCUGCAGCUGCAGCAGGGCGACAACCGUCAGGUACACACAUACAAGUGCAUCCAUCAGUCACAUGACUGCCUGUGCCUAUUUAUUUGUAUGUCCCUCCCCGCAGGAGCUCCCUCUUGAUGUACGUGUCGUUGGCACUUGUCGGCAGCCGUGCUGCCUGUCUGAUGCGGAGGUCAGUGUGGCUGAUCUGCGGCAACACCUCCACAAGGCCAUGGAGGCCAACAAUUUGGGACAGGUGAGUGACUGUGAGGAAGACAGACAGGCGGCUGGGCUGGGCUCGUUCGUCAUCCGCUGUCUGUGGUUGUAUGGGUGCAGGCCUUUGCGUGUGGCGAGGCUGCUGGAGGUUGA